CUCUUUUUUUUUUAUUUCAACUCUUCAACCGCAAUCUCUUUCUAACUUAAUCUGUUCUCUUAAAUCAUUGUGAUAUAUACUGUUUUUUUGUAAUGUUUGUGUAUAAUACAUUGUAUUUUGUCACUGUUCGUCUUACCUAAAUAAAUAGAAAAAAAUGGCUGUAUGUAACAUACGAGUACAACUUAUAUAGGUGUCCCUUUUAAAUAUAGCCUAUAUGCCACAUAACUAUAACAUAAAAUUUCUCUUUUAUACAAUACAAAGAGGAAUCAUACGUUAAAUAAUUAUUUGUCCACAGAUAUACGCAAUGGUGUGCGUAAUUUCACAGUUUCAAGAAUAUCUCGAAGGCCGAGGGACGGCCGCUUUCGACUAUUCGGACAGGUUGGCUACGGUACAAUACACAGCUACUGGUCCGCACACGACCACUACAAGUUCUUUGGCAAGCGGCCGCCGAAGAUCCGCUGCCAAACCCAUGCCGAGCCGCCAUGACCCAGAGGAGUUUUCUGAGGCACCGAGUAAAGCUAUAAGUAAACGAUUACAUCACAAUAUUCACAUUCUACAAAAUGUGCCCGCUCCAACACAGCAAUUAGGUUUCACAGUGAGUGAUCACACGUUGCUCUUCAAAAGGAUUACAAGCGCGUGUGAUCAGUUCAUUAUGGAUGGAGCUAGAAUCGGAAGCGCCAACGCCCGAACGCUGACGACGACGCAGCGAGCAGUACUAUCGGCCAGUGUCGCGUGCGCGCAACGAACGCCGCAAGAUGUCUGCCGCCGGAGUACCGCCCGCAGAAGAGUCACCACCGAAGGACGCUAA
Molecule: messenger RNA, 808 nt
Organism: Diatraea saccharalis (sugarcane borer)
Lineage: Eukaryota; Metazoa; Arthropoda; Insecta; Lepidoptera; Crambidae
Source: the annotation of a GenBank genome assembly